UGCUCCUGGGGGUGGGGGCUGGGCGCUAUUUAAAGAGGCGGAGGCUCCCCGGUGGGGACGGCCUGAGGCGGAGUGCACUCUGAGGGCGGAAGAGGUAAGGCGCCCCGCCUGCCGGGGCCUCAAAGGCGACUGACUCCUAGAGGCUGCGGCGGAGGGGAGAAGCCUGGUGGUACAUUCCAUGGCCCAGUGCCUCGGCCACUGGAAAAUCCCACAGGGGUAUAUCGAGUAGGGUACCGUGGGCUCCGCUGCAGAAAUGAUCACCCUUCCAAGAUGGCGGCUCCCGUAGAGACACUCCCAAGGGGACAGCCAUGUUCCUUGCCUGACAGUCGCUGCAGGAAAUUGGAAAGCCCGCCUCUCCUUCGACGCACACGCGCACGCACGCACGCACCGGCGCGGUGUAAGGGCACCAGGUGUAAUUGUGGGCGAGCGGCCGCUUCGGAGCUGACACUAAGCAUGUGCAGAUCAAGUCCAGAAGCGCCGGGGUCCCUCGAAGCAGUUUUCAGGACUUAAGGCUCUGGGACAUCCAGCACAGUGAGCCUCCCCUGGGCACUACCAGAAAAUAUUCGUGGGUGAACGUGGAGUGAUGACCAUGUGGACACUGUCUUUCCAGGGUUUCUUGGAGCCUCUGCAGAGUCUGGGGGCCAGGCUCCUUAGUGGAAACUGCAGGAUCUUCCUUCUGACUCCUGCUUGCCUCGCCCCAGCAGCUCCGGUUGAGUCCGCAGACGCCAGCUCAGCUUCCAGCUUGGGAAAGAGUGGGGUUGUCAGCAGGAGAGCCUGAGGGCUGAGGCCCAGCGUGAACAUGGCAGCUAAUGGGGACUCUCCCCCAUGGUACCCGGUCGUGGCUGCAGAGGGACGUGGCAGCUCAUGUGAGUGCUGACCAUGCUGCCUUGAACAGGAUUGUGUCGUUACAGGCUUCAGUGUCAUUUGAGGAUGUGACUGUGGACUUCAGCAGGGAGGAGUGGCAGCACUUGGAUCCUGCCCAGAGACGCCUGUACUGGGAUGUGACACUAGAGAACUACAGCCACCUGCUCUCAGUGGGGUACCAAGUUCCCAAGUCAGAGGCCGCCUUCAAGUUGGAGCAAGGAGAGGGGCCAUGGACGCUGGCGGGGGAAGCCCCACAUCAGAGCUGUUCAGGUGAGGCUAUUGAGAAAAUGCAGCAACAGGCAAUUCCUGGAGAAAUUUUCUUCCACUGUGAGAGAUUUGAUCAACCCAUAGGAGAAGAUUCAUUGUGUUCUAUUUUAGAAGCACUGUGGCAAGAUAAUGACCAGUUAGAGCAAUGUCAGGAAAACCAGAAUAACCUUUUAAGUCAUGUGAAAGUAUUGUUUAAGGAGAGGGGCUAUGAACAUAAAAACAUUGAAAAAAUAAUUCAUGUGACUACCAAGUUUGUUCCUUCAAUUAAAAGACUCCGUAACUGUGACACAAUUUUGAAGCAUACUUUAAACUUACAUAAUCAUAGUAGAAACAGUGCAACAAAGAACCUUGGCAAGAUUUUUGGAAAUGGUAACAAUUUCCCCCAUAGCCCUUCCUCUACUAAGAAUGAGAAUGCUAAGACAGGAGCAAAUUCCUGUGAACAUGAUCACUGUGAAAAACAUCUCAGCCACAAACAAGCUCUCACCCACCAUCAGAAAAUUCAUCCUGAGGAGAAGCUUUAUGUGUGUACUGAAUGUGUAACAGGCUUCACUCAGAAGUCACAUCUGUUUGAGCAUCAGAGAAUUCAUGCUGGAGAAAAGUCCCGUGAAUGUGACAAGAGCAACAAAGUCUUCCCCCAGAAACCCCAGGUUGAUGCACAUCUGAGUGUUUAUACAGCAGAAAAACCCUAUCUGUGUACUCAAUGUGGAAAAGUCUUUACCUUCAAAUCAAGCCUCGUUACACAUCAAAAAAUUCAUACCGGCCAGAAACCCUACAAAUGCAGUGAAUGUGGAAAAGCCUUUAUCCAGAGAUCAGACCUCUUUAGACAUCUGAGAAUUCAUACAGGAGAAAAACCUUAUGAAUGCAGUGAAUGUGGAAAAGGCUUCUCCCAGAACUCAGACCUCAGUAUACAUCAGAAAACUCAUACCGGAGAGAAACACUAUGAAUGCAAUGAAUGUGGGAAGGCUUUCACAAGAAAAUCAGCACUCAGGAUGCAUCAGAGAAUCCACACAGGAGAGAAACCUUAUGUAUGCGCUGACUGUGGGAAGGCCUUCAUCCAGAAAUCACAUUUCAACACACAUCAGAGAAUUCACACUGGAGAAAAGCCGUAUGAAUGCAGCGACUGCAGGAAAUCCUUCACUAAGAAGUCACAACUCCAUGUGCAUCAAAGAAUUCACACCGGAGAGAAACCCUAUAUAUGUACAGAAUGUGGAAAGGUCUUCACUCACAGGACAAACCUCACCACACAUCAGAAAACUCAUACUGGGGAGAAACCCUAUAUGUGUGCUGAAUGUGGAAAGGCUUUUACUGACCAGUCAAAUCUCAUUAAACACCAGAAAACUCACACUGGAGAGAAACCCUAUAAGUGCAAUGGCUGUGGAAAAGCCUUCAUAUGGAAGUCACGCCUCAAAAUACAUCAGAAAUCUCAUAUUGGAGAGAGACACUAUGAAUGCAAGGACUGCGGGAAAGCCUUUAUCCAGAAAUCAACACUAAGGGUGCAUCAGAGAAUCCAUACAGGAGAGAAACCCUACGUUUGUCCUGAAUGCGGGAAGGCCUUUAUCCAGAAAUCACACUUCAUUGCGCAUCAUAGAAUCCAUACUGGAGAGAAGCCUUAUGAAUGCAGCGACUGUGGGAAAUGCUUCACUAAGAAGUCACAACUCCGUGUGCAUCAGAAAAUCCACACAGGUGAGAAGCCCAAUAUAUGUGCUGAAUGUGGGAAGGCCUUCACUGACCGAUCAAAUCUUAUAACGCAUCAGAAAAUCCACACUAGGGAGAAACCCUAUAAAUGUGGUGACUGCGGGAAAACCUUCACCUGGAAGUCACGCCUCAAUAUACAUCAGAAGUCUCAUACUGGAGAAAGACACUAUGAAUGUAGUAAAUGUGGGAAAGCUUUCAUCCAGAAAGCCACACUAAGUAUGCAUCAGAUAAUUCAUACAGGAAAGAAACCUUAUGCUUGUACAGAAUGUCAGAAGGCCUUUACCGACAGAUCGAAUCUCAUUAAACACCAGAAAACGCAUAGUGGAGAAAAACGCUAUAAAGCCAGUGACUGAGAAAAUUUUCACCUGGAAAUCACAACUGGGUAUGCAUCAGGUAUCUAAUAGUAGGGACGAGGAAGGCCUGAUGCUGCAAUUGUUGUGCAGGGGGAAAUGGAUAUGAGAGACUGAGGCUUGAGUGAACUGAAGGCAAACAGAGCCAAGUAUCCUUCAGUCCACUGGAAAGACAAGUUCCUGCAUCACCACAGUGUAUAUGCAAUUCAACGCAUAGGAAGAACCUUUAUAGAAAGCAUUUGAGCGAUAGUCAUGUUUGGUGACAUGAUUCAUACAGACCUCUUGAGCUUCUGGAAAUAGUAGAAUUAAGACCCGAGGAGAUGACUUGUCAUCUCCUAUGCUUCACUUUUUGGAUAAAGAACUUUUUAAAUUCAGUACUGAUUAGUUCAGCAUAUCCGGGGACAUAAAAGUACUCACUACUGGGAAACACUUUUUCAAAUUUCUAGGUUGGGGAGAAGAGUUUUCAUUGUCCAAACACUGGCAGGGCACUGACAUCAAGGCAGGAAAUCUACUUGGGAAUGCAGAUAUCUGUUUUUGUGAUCAUUGGCACUUCAGUCACAGAAAAGAUUCCCAUGAAAAACUGUUUUUUCCCUUCCCUUGGGAAGUCCUCAUGGUAUAUGUAUUUUAAGUGCAACAGAAUUUUUAAAUUUAAAGGUAUAACUUUAUGAAUUGGGAAAUUAGGCCUAGCUCUAGCCUGUGUUACAGAAACAUAGUCAUUGAAUGAUACAGACAUAUAAAGGUAGUAGUUGUCUCAUUAUUAAUCCCCUGCUGGGAGAGCAGGUGAGUCAUACCCUAUAAGAGGUAUGCAUGCCUUCUAACCUGUUUCCCCAAAGCUGUCAUUUGCAUAAGCUGCAGGCCAUAGAUUCCUUAUCCCCUCAGUAACUGACCCUACAACAAUGGAACUGAUCCACAGCGCUCUAGAUUUUCAGGCUCACCCACCAACACCCCUGCUUUCCUUGGGAUUCCUGUUUGAAAAAGAAUGGUUGAAAAAUUAGGUUUCACUUCCUAAUAUUUUGUUUUUCUUCCUAUUUGGUUAAGGUAUAUUCAUUUCAUUUCCUACAUGCACAUUAAGGGUAGUUUUGUGUAGACUGCUAUGGGAUAAAGUCAUGUUGCAUUGCAAUUAGUUAUUCUAAAACAUAAUUACAGUUUAUCAUAGUUGAAUAACUGGAAGACUUCUCAAGAAAGAUCACUGCUCUUUUUUAACACUGAUAUAUAGACACUUUCUCAUUUUCCCUUAAAUUUUUUUUACAACACUCAUAAAAAGGAACUUUCUUUCUAGCAUGCAAUUGUAUUUUUAUUUUAUUUUAAAAUAUUUUUAUUAAACUGUAUAUAGAAAAUGCAUAUAUCAUAAACAUACAGCUCAAUGCAUUCUCAAAAAUGAACAUACUCAGGUCAAGAAACAGAACAUGACCACACCCCAGAAGCCUUCCCCACUUUCCCUUCCGGGCAAGCCCCCAAGGGUAUACACUACCGUGGCUUCUCACAGCGUAGAUUCAUUUUGCCUGUUUUGUAUUUUAUAUAAAUUGAGCCAAACAAUUAUAUAUCAUAUAAUUGAGCAAUAUACUCUUUGGCAUCUGUCUUCUGUCAUUCACAUUAUGUAUGUGAGAGUCAUCCAUAUGUUGCAUAUAGUUGUAGAUAAUUCAUUCUCAUUGUCAUGUUGUAUCCCAUUCUGUGAAUAUGCUGCAAUAUAAUUUAUCCAUUCUACUGUUUGUAGACAUUUGGGUUGUUUGCAGCAUGGGCUAUUAGGAAUUGUGCUGCUGUGUAUUGGUGAACAUAUGUGUGUAUUUCUGUUAGGUAUGUACCUAAGUGUAUCCAUAUGUUCAGCUAUAUGUUAUAAAACCAGUUUUCAAGUGGUUGUACCAAUGUACACUCCCAGCAACACAGUAUGCAAGUUCUAGUGCUCCACAUACUUGCCAACAUUUGGCAUUUUCCAUCUUUUUUACUAUAGCUAUUAGUGGUGGGCAUAUAGUGAUAUGUCAGUUUUCGUUUUUCGUUUUUUUUUUUCUUGUCCUCCAAACAGAUUUUCGUUUUUAUUUUCUUGUCCUCCAAACCAUUGUAGUAUCUCCCCAGGUUAGAUGAGUGAUGGCUGAGACCUGAGACCUAGGCCUGUUCCUCACAUGACUGUACCAUUUUACAUUCUAUCAAUGUAUGAGGGUUCCGGUUUCUUCACAUCCUUACCAACUUUUAUUAUUAUCAGUCUUUUUUAUUAUAGCUAUCCUAGUACAUGUGAAGUGAUAUUGUGAUUAUUAAUUUACAUUGCCCUAAUGAUUAAUAAUAUUGAUCAUCUUUUA
Messenger RNA from Cercocebus atys (sooty mangabey), 5467 nucleotides. It is a transcript of the gene ZNF41, whose product is annotated as zinc finger protein 41. NCBI's taxonomy places the organism in Eukaryota, Metazoa, Chordata, Mammalia, Primates, Cercopithecidae. The record is from RefSeq and is a predicted model, not a curated record. Gene Ontology annotation, molecular function: DNA-binding transcription factor activity, RNA polymerase II-specific; RNA polymerase II cis-regulatory region sequence-specific DNA binding. Gene Ontology annotation, biological process: regulation of transcription by RNA polymerase II. The transcript is spliced from 5 exons. Bases 810 to 3179 code for a protein of 789 amino acids.